Oikopleura dioica is the source of this 1215-nucleotide messenger RNA. NCBI's taxonomy places the organism in Eukaryota, Metazoa, Chordata, Appendicularia, Copelata, Oikopleuridae. The record is from the annotation of a GenBank genome assembly.
AUGCGCGGAAGAUUGCGCUACUGCUGCCGAAUCUUCUCAAUCUUGGACUUGGUCGUCAUCAUCGUUGGUUUCUCCAUGCUCGCACUUGGCCGCGACAAUGAAUCAUCUCGAUCGUUGUCCGCGACGUCAACUCUCCGAUCAAUCCGUUUUCUCCAAAUCGCCCGGGUCUUCCGCCUGGAUCGCUGUGGAACGAGCUGGAAGUUGCUAAGAAGCGUUUUUCUAACUCACGCGAAAGAGCUUCUCUCGGCGGUGUAUCUUGGAUCCCUGACUUUGGUUUUUUCGUCUUUUGCGAUUUAUCGACUCGAAAGUGGAAUAAAUCAACAGAACGGAACUGACCCCUUCGGUACUUUUGGCGAUGCUCUCUGGUGGGGCGUAUCAACCUUUUCGACCAUCGGCUAUGGCGAUAAGGUACCAUCAACUGGCAUCGCGAAAUUCAUCUCAAGCAUCCUGUCCAUCAUCGGAAUAUGCUUCUUCGCCCUACCUGCUGGAAUCCUCGGCACUGGAUUCGCUCUGAAAGUUCAAGAGCAGCACAGAGUAAAGCACAAUGUUAAACGAAGAAUUCCAGCGGCGAGGUUGAUUCAAACGCUUUGGAAGAUUCACGCGGCUGAGCAGAGUAUGCUCAGAAGAUGCAGACGCAGCCAACGUGGUUCCUUCAGAAAGAAGAAAAAUGAAAUUUAUCAUGAUCUAGUUCAUACUCAACCAGAAAUUCAACAAGAACGGUCUCCAUCGGCUUUUAUUCAAGGUUUUGCAGGAAUCCUAUCUUCAAUCAAGAACCGGCAAGAAGACGAAUGCUUUCUCAGCAGUGACUCUGGAGAAUAUUUUAAAAAUGCAUCUGAAGGAGCCAAAAUUCAAGCAGUCAGAUUUAUAACAAAAGUCAAGUUUUUUGUUGCUCGAAAACAAUUCAGAGAAGCGCUGAGACCAUAUGACAUAACAGAUGUCAUCGAGCAAUAUUCAAAGGGGUAUCUUUUGGUGCAUGACAGUGUCAAAGCUAUUCGAGCCGGAAACGAUGAGAUAAAUCUUGAACUUCAAGCUCUUCGAGAGAAGAUGUCGUUGAUGAUGUCAAAAAUGGACAGGAUUAUUACUGAUCAGCGGACGUCAAGUGUGGCCCUUGCACAACUCAAAAUCGAGCAAAACCUUGGCAACGCGAAGUCAAAGAGGAUCGAAAAAGCCAAAUCAUCAUCUCUCGAAGGCAAAAGCGAAUCAUGUCCUGAAUGA